Messenger RNA from Cladocopium goreaui, 862 nucleotides. NCBI's taxonomy places the organism in Eukaryota, Dinophyceae, Suessiales, Symbiodiniaceae. The record is from the annotation of a GenBank genome assembly.
AUGCCGUUCUUCCAUCGCGUGCACGAAGUGGAUGCAUACAUGCGGGACAUGGAGUUUCAAGAUUGUUCGUAUUGCAAAGAAGGGUGGUUCGGCAUUGCGACAGGGCGAGGCAAAAGUCGCCUACCGGGUGGCUUUGAGGGCCAAGCUUUCCAAAAAACAAACUUCUGCCGAGCUCCUGAAAAAGAUUGGCUGGAACCUAGCCGGCCCAUCUGUGAGAAUUGCUUGCAUGAAGCCAAAGAGCGUGCCAAGGCGCAGCUGCCGAAGGAACCUUUUCGGUUGACGGCGGCAAAUCAUGCAGACCCAGGAGACAGCUUGCCAGAGACGGACGCAUUGGCUUUUUUCGAGGAAGAAAUUUUGCCCCCGAUCCGACACCUUGUUCGUAUUUUUACUUUGUAUGGUACAGGUCAAUGCGAGCUGCGGGGACAUGUGGGUAACUUGUUUCAAAAUGGUCCUCAGUUCGUCCGAGACAUUCCGGCAGCAGUUGGUGAUAUGAAGAUGUUGCUGAUCAGGGGGUGCAACAAGGAUCCACAUAGGAAGCAGCGGGUGCCUUUCCUGGUCUCGCGGUUUCGCUUGGAACGUGCUUUGGAUCGUCUGCGCCGUCCAGUUGACGAAGGCGGUUCUGUGGCUCUCCGUCCAGGAGGUUUGACACCCGAAGGGUAUCUUGGUUUUGUCAAGCGAGAAAAUUUGGAGCAAUUUGCGAACACAGAAGAGGGUGCGGAACCCUUUGGUUUGGAAGUGCAGGAGGUGGCGGCGCAGGUGCAUGCGCUGCACGAGCCUGCCGAGAGCGACAGUGAUGCGGAUCGUGUGGAGAAGACUUGGGACAGCCGGAGGAAGAAGUUGGAAGAGUUGUCUUUUGCAGAAU